AUGCAGCUACUUUGCUUAUUAUCGUUGGUCAUAUUUCCUGCCAUCAUAUUCGCACAUCCUAUAGUAUCUGGUGUAGUGGAAGGAACUGCCUCAUGGUACAAUACUGGCCUAGGAGCUUGUGGGCAGACGAGUAAUGACGAACAGAUGGUCGUAGCGCUUCCUGUCGCUCUAGCUGGUUCUAGUUGCUUCAAAACGAUAACUUUGACCAAUGUGGCACGCACUCCUAGCCCAAAGAUCGUAGCGACUGUUAUGGAUAAGUGUAUGGGAUGCAAUGGUAUGGAUGUCGACCUAAGCCCGGCUGCCUUCAAAGCUUUGAACGCCGGCGAUCUAAGCAAAGGCAAGAUAAUAAUUCAGUGGUAA
Molecule: messenger RNA, 360 nt
Organism: Blumeria graminis f. sp. triticale
Lineage: Eukaryota; Fungi; Ascomycota; Leotiomycetes; Helotiales; Erysiphaceae
Source: the annotation of a GenBank genome assembly